This is a messenger RNA of Rattus norvegicus (Norway rat), 820 nucleotides long. RefSeq names its product phosphodiesterase 6H (gene Pde6h). Gene Ontology annotation, molecular function: 3',5'-cyclic-nucleotide phosphodiesterase activity; cGMP binding. Lineage: Eukaryota; Metazoa; Chordata; Mammalia; Rodentia; Muridae. The record is from RefSeq and is a predicted model, not a curated record. Gene Ontology annotation, biological process: positive regulation of epidermal growth factor receptor signaling pathway; positive regulation of G protein-coupled receptor signaling pathway; visual perception.
CCAAUCACAAUGCAAGUCGGUUAGAACUGCUUUGCAUAGUUAGCCACUGUAAGCUUGGACCGGAACCAGUCACCCAGCAGUUCUUCCUGCACCUGUGUGUGAUAAGCUGCCCCUAGGAUGGACCCUAACAUAAAAGAGACAGCUAUGCCAAUGUAAGAAGCCAUUUGGAAUAAGACUUCCGUUUUGAGUAGGGGUCUAACUUUCCAGGACCUCCCUGGGAAUUAACAUUCUACUUGGAAGGAAGAGACGUGUACGUGGGUGACUGGUGUCCUGAUUGGCAAGUUAAGACAUGAAUAUAAGGGUCUUCAUUUCCUUCCAACUCCGGCGAUCCUGAAAGCAAAGCGCGAACCAUCCACGGACCGACGAGAUGAGCGACAGCCCUUGCCUGAGUCCUCCAGCACCAAGCCAGGGUCCUACUACCCCACGCAAAGGGCCCCCCAAGUUCAAGCAGAGGCAGACGCGACAGUUCAAGAGCAAGCCUCCCAAGAAAGGGGUGAAAGGGUUUGGAGAUGACAUCCCAGGCAUGGAGGGGCUAGGAACAGAUAUCACGGUGAUCUGCCCCUGGGAAGCAUUCAGCCACCUGGAACUGCACGAGCUGGCUCAGUUCGGGAUCAUCUGAGGACUCGAGGCUUGGCUGCUCUCGGGAGCAUCUGCUGCUCUUGAGUGCCUUGAUUUUGCCCAGUUGGUCUCUCGGAGUCUUGAAAUCCAGUAUUCAGGAGGAAUUUCCUUGCAUUCCCAUGAGUUUCCGUCGUGUUCUUUCCUUCGACGGUGAAUAAAGCGGCACUUUUGUUGGGGGGGGGGGUCCCUCAGCUUCACACCU